AGAGCUGGCUGCGGAGGAGGCUGUGCUGCUGUGGCUUGUCUUCUGCUGGUCCCGAGUGAUGGGGAGAGGAAGUUUGGGAGCUCCUGGCUAAAGUCUUGUCUUCUGCACUGUGCAAUGUCCUGGCAUUCUGCCCUGCUCCUGCCCUCCUGGAUUACUGCCCCCUAGUGUGCUUUCUUGGAUUUUUAUUCUUGCCCUUGCUUUGCUUUGCCUUGACUUGCCACCAUGCUAAGGAGGAUCUUGCUGAGCGUCUUCAUGGUGGUAGUCACAGCACAGGGGACCUCAUUGCAAUACUCCAGUGACAUGUGCAAUUGGAGAGGGAGUGGACUGACCCACGAGAGCCACCGGAAGGACGUGGAACAGGUCUACCUGAGAUGCUCGGAAGGUUCGGUGGAAUGGCUUUACCCCACGGGGGCGCUCAUCGUCAACCUGCGCCCCAACACCUUCACCUCCAGCGUCCAGCACUUCACUGUUUGUAUCAAACCUUUCGUAGGCUCCGAAGGAGCCAAUAUUUAUUUGGAAAAAACUGGAGAACUGAAGCUUCUAGUGCGGGACGGGGACCACCAACCCCAAAAAGUCCACUGCUUUAGUCUGGAUCAAGGAGGCUUGUUUAUCGAAGCCACGCCCCAGUUGGACAUUAGCCGCAAAAUCACCGGCUUCCAGUAUGAACUUAUAAGCCAGAGGACACUCGAUUUACAUGCCAUUUCUGAUCCCUGCCGGCCGUGCAGCGACACAGAGGUUCUUCUAGCUGUCUGCAUUAGCGAUUGUGUGGUCAAAGGUUCCAUCUCGGAAGUGGCGGCCGACGCUGAGCAGCACGAGUCAAUCAUAAAUAUUUCAGUUGAUAAACUUUAUAGACAUAAAGUCAAGAUAUUUUCAGCCAGCAGAGAAGAUCACGGUUGGGAAGGACAUAUUAAGACGCCGCUGGAGUGUGGCGUUAAAGCGUUUGGGGACUUCUUAUUCACCGGUCGUAUGCACUUUGGGGAACCCCGACGAUGUGCCCCCCGAUAUAGAGAUUUCCAAAGGAUCUAUCAUGAAGCAAAAAAUAAGGGACUUAACCCUUGUGACAUUGUCACAGACUGAAGGACGUCUCUGCCUCACCUGGAAAAAAAUUAAUAAAUACGGAUGGACUUUCCGAAGUUGGGACUGGCGGAGUCUGAGUACGGAAAUGCUCUGAAGGAUUUAUAGUAGUGGUCAGGACUGUAGGAGGGGUGGGGCCCCGACACUGCCUGUCUGUCCCCCCCCCCCCUCCCCCAAACCAAUGGACACUGUUACACUAACGUGUUGGAGGUACGAGCCACGCCGCACAAGACGGCCAUUUUUAAGUCUUACUGAAAACUUAAAUUAUUUUGAAAUUUUUAUUUUCUUUAAAGGACUUGAGUCUUAAGGAGAAAAAAACUGCCUGUGCUAUUGGUUGGACAGGCAAGGCGGGUGUAGAAAAAAAAAAUGGCGCGAGAAUGUGGACCUUUUUUUAUAACAUGCUUUGUAAAAAGCUCGAUGUAAAUUUUCUUGAGAAUGUUUCUUAUGAAAGAAAUGACUGAAGAGAUCUUUUGGUGGGGUUUUAUUUUUUUUAUUGUACAAUCGUGGUCUGCCAUUUUGCACAGGCUGCGAAUUGUUGGGAUAUUUUUUUUUUUUUUUAGGUUCCAGUUAAAUAAAAUUGCCUUGGAAUUUA
Molecule: messenger RNA, 1666 nt
Organism: Bufo bufo (common toad)
Lineage: Eukaryota; Metazoa; Chordata; Amphibia; Anura; Bufonidae
Gene: METRNL
Product: meteorin like, glial cell differentiation regulator
Biological process (GO): energy homeostasis; positive regulation of brown fat cell differentiation
Molecular function (GO): hormone activity
Source: RefSeq, a predicted model, not a curated record